AUGUCCUUCAUUAAAAACUUGCUAUUUGGGGGCGUGAAAACAAGUGAGGACCCAACCGGCCUCACAGGGUCCGGAGGCUCAAACACGAACGACUCGAACAAAUCCAACGAACCAGUGGUGGCGGGAAAUUUCUUUCCGAGGACGCUGUCCAAGUUCAAUGGCCACGACGAUGAAAAAAUAUUUAUUGCUAUUAGGGGCAAAGUCUACGAUUGUACAAGGGGGAGGCAGUUUUACGGGCCCAGCGGACCAUAUACUAACUUUGCAGGCCACGAUGCCUCGCGUGGCCUUGCACUCAACUCCUUUGAUCUGGAGGUCGUCAGAGAUUGGGACCAGCCUCUCGACCCCUUGAAUGACCUAACAAGGGAACAGAUGGAUGCGCUGGAUGAGUGGCAAGAACAUUUCGAAAACAAGUAUCCUUGCAUUGGCACUUUGAUUCCGGAGCCGGGCGUCAACGCAUGA
Messenger RNA from Saccharomyces kudriavzevii IFO 1802, 459 nucleotides. It is a transcript of the gene DAP1, whose product is annotated as Dap1p. The transcript has a single exon. The coding region runs from base 1 to 459 and encodes 152 amino acids. The record is from RefSeq and is a predicted model, not a curated record. Lineage: Eukaryota; Fungi; Ascomycota; Saccharomycetes; Saccharomycetales; Saccharomycetaceae. Gene Ontology annotation, cellular component: endomembrane system; membrane.